This is a messenger RNA of Cavenderia fasciculata, 525 nucleotides long. RefSeq lists its product as uncharacterized. Bases 1 to 525 code for a protein of 174 amino acids. Gene Ontology annotation, biological process: extracellular matrix organization. Lineage: Eukaryota; Evosea; Eumycetozoa; Acytosteliales; Cavenderiaceae. The record is from RefSeq and is a predicted model, not a curated record. Gene Ontology annotation, molecular function: extracellular matrix structural constituent; carbohydrate binding. Gene Ontology annotation, cellular component: extracellular matrix. The transcript has a single exon.
AUGACUGGUUUCAGUGACAAUAGAGUAUUUGUAUUACACUUUUCACUCAACCAAUACUCUGUCUUGGGUCAAGAAAAGUGUGGUGAUGUCGCCAAAUCACCAUACACUACUCCAUCCUCAGCUCCAACUCAACCACCAGCUGCUGUCAGUACCAGUACCACUGGAUCAACCCCUGCACCAGUAUCUACGACUACUACUACCACCACUACGACUACUGGACCAUCCACAUCUACAUCGGCACCAAAGGUUGCAUUUUCUAGCACUUUAAAGGGAUCAUGGAGUGAGGGAGGAAUCCAAUACACGCAAUGGGACUCCUCAGUCAUCAAUACUGGUACCACUGCCAUUUCACAUUUGAUUAUUACAUCAACCAUGACUCUUAAAGACUCUGCAUCCCUCUGGAGAUUAGAUAUUGUUGCUCCAGGUCAAUACACACCAUCAUUUGUCCAAACUAUUAAUCCAAAUGAAUCUUAUGAUUUCUCUUUUAUCAAGUCUGGUUCAGAUGCUCCAAGUUUUAAUGUUCAAUAA